Molecule: messenger RNA, 5552 nt
Organism: Oncorhynchus kisutch (coho salmon)
Lineage: Eukaryota; Metazoa; Chordata; Actinopteri; Salmoniformes; Salmonidae
Product: bromodomain-containing protein 8-like
Exons: 17
Coding region: 113-2359 (748 amino acids)
Cellular component (GO): NuA4 histone acetyltransferase complex
Molecular function (GO): protein binding
Source: RefSeq, a predicted model, not a curated record
GUUAAUCCCCCUACAAGCGCUACGUGAGUUAUUGUGAUGUCAUUCUCCACAUCUGUGCUACAUUGAAAUGAUUCCGGCGGAAGUUUAGUGGCGAGGCCCUGUCCACAAAGAAAUGGCGAGUGGAGUCGGGAAACACAAGAGGCUGUCCGUUGGCCCGACGGAGCCGUGGUCAUUGAGGGAGAAGCUAUGCCUAGCUUCCUCUGUUAUGAGGAGCGGAGACCAAAACUGGGUGUCAGUCAGCAGAGCCAUCAAGCCUUUCUCAGAGCCAGGCCGCCCUCCAGACUGGUUCUCCCAGAAGCACUGUGCCUCUCAGUAUUCUGAGCUGCUGGAGACCACAGAGGCUCCAAAGCGUAAGCGUGGAGAGAAGGGUGAGGUGGUGGAGACCAUCGAGGAUGUGAUCGUACGGAGACUCACCGCCGAGAGGAUAGAGGAGCUGAAAAAACUACUGAGAGACACACAGGACAAAUACAGAAAGUUGAAGAAGGAGGUGGAUCUGAUCCAGACAGGACAUCUGGACUCACGGCUAGAAGAGCUGUGGACAGACAUAACACAGAAAAAUAAGCAGGAUGAGGAUGAGGCAGAUCUUAAGAGGAAGGCCACAGAGACAUCCUAUCAGGCUCGCCAAGCGGUUAAGAACACGCCCAAACGGGUGUCCAGUGUCACUAUACGCUCCCCUCUGGGUGCCAGUCCCACGGGCAUGGAGGGGGCACAGACAGACACCCCCACACCCCCAAUAGAUACAGCCAUGCCCCAGGCAGAGGAGACCCUUGGUGCCAAUAUGUCCCAGGGGGGAGCAGUGUUCCUACCGUCGUCGGAUGCUCCAAUAGCGGGGCCUAAGGAGGGAAGCCUGGGGUCUCUGGUAGACGACUCCCCACAGAAGAGGCUCCUCAGUCAGAAGUCCACGCCGCCUCCCUCCCCUCUCCUCUCAGAGCUACUGAAGAAAGGAAGCCUGAUCUCUGCUAGCCCCAUACUGGUAGUGGAGGCGGAUGCUGCUGCUGCAGGACUGGCUAACGGAGGAGUUCCUACUACAACCCCCACUAUCACAGCAGACUUUGAGGUCGCCAGCGCAGUCAAAGAGGCAGGCUCAGAGGUGGUGAAGGUGGAGGAGGACCAUGUACCUGGUUCCUACAUGGGGGAUGAGCUGGACCUGGAGACCGUGGGAGAUAUCAUCUCCAUCAUAGAGGAGAAGGUGGAUGACUCUGUGGAGGCUCUAGAUGCUGCAGCAGUGGAGGCUGCUCUCUCUCUCUGUGAGGAGGCUGUUUCUGCUGGCCACUCCCUCUCAGGCCCAUGGGAGGCCCAGGACUUGAAGACCUCAGAGCCUGGUCCUAUGGUUCAGUCUGACCCCACACAUGGGCUUCAGGCUGCGGCUGGAGCUAACCCUGGGAGCCUGGAGCCACAGACAGAGAGUGGAAGAGGGGAAGCCGAAGAGGGGAAGGACUGUGAGGGACAAGAAACAGUCCAGACAAAUGUGGUCCCUUCUGUUGUCGCUGAUGAUGGCCUGGCAGGAAGCGAGGUCACAGAGGAGGGAGUUCUGGGGGAGGAAGGAGCCCUGAGCACAGCUGUGAAGACUGAAAAUGAGGAGUGGACCCAGCCAGAACUAAACACACCCUGCCUAGACUCAGAAGACAGCUCUGGGUCAGGGAAAGAGUCCAAGGAAGUGAAGGAUGAGGAUGGAGCGAGUGACGGGGAUCCUGAUGAAGGAAUGGAGAUGAAGGAAUGUGGAGAGGGGGAGGGGCCCUACCUAUCAGAAGUAGAACCGGCAGCCAGUGAGAGCGAGGAUGGCUAUGGCCCCUCCUCCCAACGCUACACCACAGCUGAUUCGCUAGCCAGCAGCCCCGCCUCUUCCCAGUUUUCAAUAUGUGGGGAGGAUCAGGAGGCCGUUCAGGCUCAGAAGAUCUGGAAGAAAGCCAUCAUGCUGGUGUGGAGAGCAGCAGCCAAUCACAGGUACGCCAGUGUGUUCCUUCAGUCUGUGUCUGAAGACAUCGCCCCUGGUUACCACAGCAUUGUACACAGACCCAUGGAUCUGUCGGCCAUCAAGAAGAGUAUCGAGGCGGGUCAGAUCCGUACGACAGCAGAGUUCCAGCGUGACAUCAUGCUGAUGUUCCAGAACGCGGUGAUGUACAACAGCUCUGACCACGACGUGUUCCACAUGGCCUUGGAGAUGCAGAGAGAUGUUCUAGAACAUGUGCAGCAGUUCCUGGCCACUCAGCUCAUCAUGCAGACCUCAGAGUCCUCCAUCUCCACCAAGAGCCUCAGAGGCCGUGAGGGGGGUCGCAAGCCAGGGGAGUCUGUGGAGAAGGAUGGGGGCACCAGAGGGCGCCGCUGUGCUAUUGAAGCAGACAUGAAGAUGAAGAAAUAACCAGAGUCAAAAGGCAGUAGGACAAUAGAUUGCCAACAGGCCAUAGGGCUGGAGGUUUAAAGAGAGACUUGAUGCAGGGCUGCAGUCCUCGGGUAUUCUCCUCUCCAGGCCAUUUCUGAUUGAUUAUUGUGUACCAUAGUUGUGUACAGUUUAAUUAACUAACUUAAGUCUGAUUGUAUUUAAAGCCAGUACACUAGAUAUCCAGACAUCAUAUGAUUCUCAUUGAUAUUUGCCACUGGUAAACAGCAGACACUGCAGCCCUGGAGGACUGAAUCUGUUUUACAACUGCAGUAAUACUAAAGUACUAGUGACUGACUUGGGGCCCUGUUGUUUUGUGUAUAGGAUGUAGCCAACUGCAAAAUAUCCUUCAAGGAAUCAUGAUCCCAGUGUCCACACACUGAUUGGUAGAAUCAACAUCGUUUCAAUAUAAUUUGUCAAUGUGUUGUAACGUGGAAUCGAUACUGAACAAAAAUAUAAACGUGACAUGCAACAAUUCCCACCCCACAUGAUCCCGCAGGUCUGGUGAAGAAGCUGUAUGUGGUGGUCCUGGACUGACGUGGUUAUACAUGAUCUGUGUAACCACGGUUGUACUGACAUAUUCUCUAAAACGAUGUUGGAGGCGGCUUAUGUUAGAGACAUUCAGCUCUGGUAGACAUUCCUGCAGUCAGCAUGCCAAUUGCGCGCUCGCUCAGCACUUGACAUCUGUGGCAUUGUGUUGUGAUAAAACAGCACAUUUUAUAGUGGCCUUUUAUUGUCCCCAGCACAAGGUGUACCUCUGUAUUGAUUGUGCUGUUUAAUCAGCUUCUUGAUAUGCCACCACCUGUCAGGUGGAUGGAAAAUUAGAAAUAUUCACUAACAAGGAUGUAAACAAAUUUGUGCACAACAUUUGAGAGAGAGAAUCUUUUUGUGGGUAUGGAAAAUUUCUGGGAAAUUUCAUUUCAUGAAACAUGGGACGAACACUUUACAUGUUGCGUUUUAUAUUUUUUGUUCAGUAUAUUUGGAAAAUUCCAUAGAAAUAAGAGUGAAGAGAACAGGCUUGGAACCUCUAACCCUGGCAAUUAAUUAACUGGUUAACUCAUGUGUAUACUCUCAAUGGCUGCCUAGUAUUGUGAUGCAAUAAUUGCCAUGGUAUUUUGGAAUGUUCUAUUGACUGAUGCUGGAUUGCCAUGGUAAUGUAGAAUGUUCAUUCAAAUGAUUCUAACUAAUGUGGCUCAUGGAAUGUAUUUUUUGUAAUAUCAAUUGAGUUAACUCAACAAAUCACAGCACAGAUUGAAAGGUACACUUCCUGUUUUUACGUCCUGGCAUUGGUACACCCAUUAUGCCAUCAUUGACUUGGAGACGCCCUUUCUAUUCAUUCUUAUUUCUAUGGAAAAUACAUUGGAUUUGCAAAAAGUAAUCAACUGUUGUUUUGAGGGUGAAUUUUCAACCACAGAAUUAUGUCAUCGUGGUAACCAAUUUUGCACAUAGAUUAACCGUGUAUAAAAUGUUUAAUUUGAAACAAUGUCUGAUCUUCAAUGUUAUGUCCACUAUCCGUUUAAAAAAAAACAAUAGACUAGGCAGCAGCAACUACUGGAGAGUUGGUCUACACAGCUAUCCAUUUGGUCUCCCAUCCAGAGUUUUAACCAAGCCCAGCUUUGAUAUUUGUCACUGACUAACAAUGUGCUAUCAUGAGAAAUGUAUUAUUGAGAGAUCUCUUAACUGCAUAAUUGACUGUUGCUAUCAAAGUCAUUCCAAAGGAUAGGUUUAACAGAGCAAAUUAAGUAUAACCAUACUCCUAUAAUUAAUAUCAAUAAUAUUUAGUCCUAUAUAGCCUUUGCAAAGUCAUCAACAGCUAUUGUUUCAAUUCAACCCAGAAUUCAACUAAAAAUAAACAAUACAAUAGGUUUAGGAGUUCAAGCUCUGGUUGAUUUCAUGUCUCCAUUUCAACCAAAAAGUUAAUAGGACUAAAUCAAAUCAAACUUUAAAUAGUUUAAUUUGAUUUAGUCCUUUUUAAUGUUUUAGUUGAGUUGGAGACGUGAAUCCAACAUAUCAAUUAUUAAUUGGUAGACAAGUCAGUGGCACAAAAUAUACAUCUCCUUCAAAUGUUUAUUUGGUUGCGUUGACAACCAAACCUAAUUCAAUAUCACUUUUGCAAUACAGUGAAAAGCCUAUUAACUUGAUGAGUUAACAAAUCAUGCUGGAUUCUCCCAAAAAAUCUAGAUAAAUAGAUUAAACUAUCCAAGCAGUAAAUCCAUCUCUUAAAUGUUGAUAUUUGGUUGAGUCACAAUGCGAUAUGACUUUUGUAAUACUGUAAAUAGCCUAAAGCUAAAAGACUCUUACAAACUAAUGUAACAUUUUUUAUUCAACCUUAAAAUGAGUAGCACAUCCAUGGCCACAUUGAGGUUACUAUAACUAUCAAUGUCUUACAUAAUCACAGAGAGCCUUAAUGUUCCAGAUGGCAUGCGAAGGUCGCAGGUCUGUAGAGAUCAUAAUAUAAAACAUCUGUGUUGAACUUUAUGUACAGUUUAGUUUCACAUUUUAGUUUGUUUUGCUCAACUGUUUAGAGAUUAGGAGAAUUGAAAACAAUGGGAAUGUCAGUCUAAAUUUUGACAGACCCAAGUUGAGACCUUCAGGUCUUGGGUAUGAAGUGUAGACAUUGAAGUUUGACAGCUCUAAUGAUUAAAAGAGUGGCAACACUGAAAAGGAUACUGUGCAAAAACAUUUUUUCACUUUAACAAUACUGCAAGACAAACAUUUGCACACAGGGUUAGGGGCAAUACCAGCUUGUUUUCCCUCUGCUUUCACAUCCAACGUGAGGUUUCCAUGGUUUUACUAAAUAAUCCUAGAAUUGUUGCACAACAAAAUAUGUGCAUAAACAAAAACUGGCUGUUAUUAUACAGAUGUAGGAUCUUCAUUUGAGAACCAUGCAAUGCAGACAAUGUUCUACUUGUAUUGUAUUUGAGGUUCAAAAUUACUUCUGAAGUUUAAUUCCCACUUUGAAAUUUUAGAUAUGAUUUUCUCUUAUGAAAAAUAUAUCAACCCUUACAAAACUGUCCAUAAAUUAUAAUUAACAUAAUUCACAUGUCCUGUUGCUGCAGGAUUAUUUCCCUGCUACAGCAAACUGGCUCAAAUGAGGAUCCUACAUUUGUGCAGAACUAACACAUUUCACCCCCUGCUAGAACCAGCAAGGUAACAUGCAUUCUGUGCUUUUUUU